Molecule: messenger RNA, 546 nt
Organism: Prunus armeniaca (apricot)
Lineage: Eukaryota; Viridiplantae; Streptophyta; Magnoliopsida; Rosales; Rosaceae
Source: the annotation of a GenBank genome assembly
AUGCAUCCACGAGUCUCGGGAACGGCUGAAUCGUGUGGUGCGAGGAUAUGCGUUUUCAGGAUGACUAUGUGUCCUCCGAGUUCUGGGAGGAUAUGCGUUCUCGGGCUGACUACAUGUCCCCCUAGUUUCACGUGGUCAAUGUGUUGGUCAUACACAUGGUUCGACACAGAUUCCAAAGUGGAAUUUGGGUCGGGUCCUAUUAGUGAUGCUCUUGUUGUGUAUGGUACUUUAGUUGAGGAUGCUGAUCUGGUGUAUCACACGCUUCGUGGUCUUCCUAAUAAUUUAAAACCUUUCAUCUACUCGAUUAAGGUUCAAAUCAAUCCAAUCCUUCCUGAUGAAUUGCAUAUUCUUCUUUUGAGUAAGGAGAUAUCUCUUCUUCAAAGGCGUAAACAACCUCAGACUGAAUCGAUUUAUGUUUUUCACAAGACUUCACCUCAAGGCUUUGUUGUGUCGUUUUCUUCCUCUGAUCAUCGUGGUGGUGCUUUCUCUGGUCAUCGUGACGGUUCUUUUCGUGGUGAACAUCAUGGUCGUGGCAGUGACAUUUAA